CCCACCAGAACUAGUUAAGGGCUCGGCUGAGAGCAGGUCAGUGCUAGGCAGGGGGACAUGUCCCCAGGACAGAUGCUUCUCAGCCACGGUCCAGUCAAGACUGUGGGAUCAAGGGCGAGCCAGCACUGGCUAAUAAGACCUGGCUACACUGCCAAGUCGAAAAGCCCACGGCUUGUGCUUUUCUCUGGCCCAGCCAGCCCUAGGAGAAUACAGAGCACCUGCUGAACCCUGGCUGGCUCACAGUGCCCCACCCCUGGGGAGUGGUACAGCCCAAGGGGGAAGGCAAGGAAAGUCUCACAGGUUCCAGCUCUCUCUCUUUUAUUUUUUUCUUUCUGCUUCCAUGAUUUCACGACCCCCCUCUAGCACCAAGAGAAAACAUCUGGAAAUGUUGCUGGGGGUUGUGAAAUCAUGGAAGCAGAAAGAAAAAAAUAAAAGAGGGAGAGAGGCCAGACACAGCAGGAGCAUCUUUGUCUGGAUGAGUUGGACUCGACUCUAGAAACAGAGUUCCAGCCACAAACCUGAGUCGUUUCCAGCAGGAAGGGCAGAGCGAGACAGCCGGAGGAAUGAAGAGAGACGGCUGGCCAGAGGCGGAGGAUCCUGGCGCCCAGCUCUUAAAAAUGGUCAAGAAUUCCUGCCUCUCUGAAAGUCAGGCCUCGGGUAGUUCAGCUUGGUGGAUGCCAACUCACACCAAAACCAAACCCAGAGCCGCCAGCAAGGAUUAGAAACAGCUCUGCUGAUCUUACUCAACUUCGAGCACUGGGUGAGUCAAACUUUUUCUGAGCUCACUGUUUGUACAACGGAGUCCACACUGAUGGAUUCUUGGCUAUGUGUCUUUCGCUGCUCGGAUUCAAGAGGGGACGUCCUAACGUGCUCCCGAAAACCUGUAGCCAAAUCCCAGACCUCCUGGAGCCAACAGGGAAUGGAGCAAGCCAUCACUCAAUAUACUGAUGGGGGUGAGCUUUGGAGACAUUGGCCACACCGAACUGUGUCUGCGGAACCUAUUUGCCAACACACAGUAGUUAGGCAAAAUCAAAGGCCACAAAUGUCAGAGGAGAAAGUGCCAAGUUGUUGAAGAACCUCCUUCUAUCCCUAAGUGCCAAGAGAAGGUGACGCCAAGACUCCUCCAACCCCAGCCUCCUCUGGCUUGAAAGACUCACUUUUUGGGUAAUCCCCUGUGACAUCAUGGGAACAGAGGUGGUUUCAUUUAAGACCAGAGUAAGUCCAGAGAGCUGCCCAGUACAGAAACCUUCCAAGACAGCUGUCGCCAUCAAAUCUCAGCCGAAGCGGCGAGCUUUUUCGUUUUCUGUCUGGGUCACUGUGGAUGGCGUCCCAGGCCUUGUUGGAGCUGCAGCCCUCUAAUCAAAGCCAGCAGACCCCUCCCAACAUCACCUCCUGCGAGGGUGCUCCAGAAGCCUGGGGCCUCCUGUAUAGGGUGCUACCAGGGUUUGUCAUCACCAUCUGUUUCUUUGGCCUCCUGGGGAACCUCUUAGUCCUGUCCUUCUUUCUCCUGCCUCGGCGGCGGCGGAGGCAGCACCGCUUGACCAUAGCAGAAAUCUACCUGGCUAACCUGGCAGCUUCUGACCUGGUGUUCGUCCUGGGCCUGCCCUUCUGGGCAGAGAACAUUGAGAACCAUUUCAACUGGCCCUUUGGCACUGACCUCUGCCGGGUGGUCAGCGGGAUCAUCAAGGCCAAUCUGUUCAUCAGCAUCUUCCUGGUGGUGGCCAUCAGUCAGGACCGCUACAGGUUGCUGGUAUACCCCAUGGCCAGCCGGGGAUGCCGGCGGCGGCGGCAAGCCAGGGCCACCUGCCUGCUCAUCUGGGUGGCAGGGGCCCUCCUGAGCAUCCCCACCUUCCUUCUGCGGUCUGUCAAAGGUCCCGACCUGAACAUCUCUGCCUGCAUCCUGCUUUUCCCCCAUGAGGCUUGGCAUUUUGCAAGGAUGGUGGAGCUGAACAUUCUGGGUUUCUCCCUCCCAUUGGCCGCCAUCAUCUUCUUCAACUAUCACAUCCUGGCCUCCCUGAGAGGGCAGAAGGAGGCCAGCAGGACCCGGUGUGGGGGUCCCAAGGGCAGCAAGACGACAGGGAUGAUCCUCACCCUGGUGGCCUCCUUCCUGGUCUGCUGGGCCCCCUACCACUUCUUUGCCUUCCUGGAUUUCCUGGUCCAGGUGAAAGCAAUCCAGAGCUGUGCCUGGAAGGAAUUCACGGACCUGGGCCUGCAGCUGGCCAACUUCUUCGCUUUCAUCAACAGCUGCCUGAACCCACUGAUUUACGUCUUUGUGGGCCGGCUUUUAAAGAGCAGGGUCUGGGAACAUUAUAAAUGAUGCACUCCCAGAAGUCUCAAUGCCCGUAUCCCGCAACGGGAAAGAACUCAUCCAGCGGUUCUGACAGAAUAGAAACAGCAGCAAGACAAGAAGUCUGGCUUCUUGACCAACCGUCUGAUACCGUAAAGACCAUCUGGUUGGCUGACCCACGGCCCACAAGGAUGCCCAGGGAAAUGCUGCUAAUAGGGUAGCAGGGACCUUGCAGUUGUAAUGAAGCUAAGGAUCUGGAGAUUAAGCUGAUCCUGAAGUAUUUGGGGCAGGGGGCCAAUGAUCACAGGGGUCCUUUGAAGCAGGGACUUAGGAGGGCUGGAACCUGUGAAGACUGAAGCAGAGGUCAGAGUGACGAGGAAAGGGCCACAAGCAGAGGACUGCAGGCCCCCUUAGAGGCUGGAGAAGAAAGAGCACAGACAGACGUCUUCUCUGCAACCUCCAGAAAGAACCAGCCCAGCCAACAUGCUGACUUUAGCCCUGUCCCCCACGACUGUGAAAGAAGAAAACUGUGAGAGAAUAAAGUUGUGUUCUCAUUUGCA
Peromyscus leucopus (white-footed mouse) is the source of this 2847-nucleotide messenger RNA. It is a transcript of the gene Bdkrb1, whose product is annotated as bradykinin receptor B1. Gene Ontology annotation, biological process: response to mechanical stimulus; neutrophil chemotaxis; inflammatory response. Gene Ontology annotation, cellular component: membrane. Gene Ontology annotation, molecular function: bradykinin receptor activity. Lineage: Eukaryota; Metazoa; Chordata; Mammalia; Rodentia; Cricetidae. The record is from RefSeq and is a predicted model, not a curated record.